AUGUCACUACAAUCUCCGCCGAAGGAGGUCUUCAAGCCUUCCAAGGGGAGGGGCAAAGGCGCCAGGCGCGUCAGCAAUCUCUCGGAAGAACAGCGGAACAAGAAGCGCGAGAAUGAUCGGAUAGCGCAGCAAAACAUCCGGCGCCGCAAUAAGGAGUUGAUUGAGAGCCUCCAGAACGAGGUUGAGACGCUCCGGCAGCUGAAGCAGGUGCAGACGGGGAUAGCACUCAUGAACCGGGUCAAUGAACUGCAGGCCCAGGUGCGAGAGCUGCGUGCGUCACAGAAGGCUUCCCUCAUACACAGCGGGAGGCAGUAUCCCUCCCCAGUGUUCGAGGCGGAAAGGCUGCCGCCGGGCGCCGGACACUCGCCCGGCGAGUAUAGCAGCGUGUCGCACAGUUUCGGGUCUCCCUACCUCCCGAGCGCGCACCCGUACGACCACUGGCCCAGCAGCGUGGUGCCCGCCCCUUCGGUGGUUACGGUGAACUCGGUGGCCUCGAGCCCCGGCGCAUCUGGCACCGGCGAGGAGUUCACGCCGGGAUACGCGCACACGAGCGUGCCCAUGAUGGACGGAGCCGUUGUGGGCAGAAACACGUCCCCUCCGGACGCCGAAUCCGGCAAAGGAGAGUACGGAGGGAUUGACGCAGGAGCUUCUCCCGGGAGAGGAUUCUCGAGCCACAAGGCCCCGCACUCUUCGUCCGGGUACAUACCAGAGUCUCCCUGGCCUGUGUACCCAACGGGCCCUUAUUACGCACAAACGGCCCUCUGA
Molecule: messenger RNA, 765 nt
Organism: Thermothielavioides terrestris NRRL 8126
Lineage: Eukaryota; Fungi; Ascomycota; Sordariomycetes; Sordariales; Chaetomiaceae
Exons: 4
Coding region: 1-765 (254 amino acids)
Source: RefSeq, a predicted model, not a curated record